Daldinia vernicosa is the source of this 1119-nucleotide messenger RNA. RefSeq lists its product as uncharacterized. The record is from RefSeq and is a predicted model, not a curated record. The coding region runs from base 1 to 1119 and encodes 372 amino acids. The transcript is spliced from 6 exons. NCBI's taxonomy places the organism in Eukaryota, Fungi, Ascomycota, Sordariomycetes, Xylariales, Hypoxylaceae.
AUGGGGUCUUCUUCGCUAGACUCCGUGGACCUCUCAGAGAAUCGUCAGCCUGAACUUUAUGCACCUAUAACUAUCUGUUUCUUCAUUGCAUUAGUCAGCGUGGCUCUUCGCUUUUGGUGUCGUUGGAUCAACAAAGCAAGACUUUGGCUUGACGACUGGCUCAUCCUCUUCGCACUUGCAUGCUCUUUUGGUCUUGCUGUUGGGAUCCCACGAGGCCUCGGAAGGCAUGUUCAAACCUUUGGGCCUGAUGUCGUCAAAAUAUUUUAUAUUGGUCUUUUCAUCUCUGAGAUGACAUAUACUGGUGUCAUAGUUUUUGUCAAAUUCUCUAUCCUCGCCUUUUACUGGCGUAUCUUCAACAGGAGCGGAAGCAUCAAGCUCCCGAUAACCAUUCUCACGACAGCGGUUUUGAUGUGGGGUCUGGCAGUAUUUUUCCUUACUCUGUUGCAAUGCAUCCCAACUCGAGGCAUAUGGGAUAAAACUAUCCAGGCUUCUUGCAACGUAGACAGUCAAAAAUUCCUCUUCGCCAUCUCGAUUCCGAAUAUUGUAAUCGACGUUACCAUUCUCACACUUCCUAUACCUUACGUUAUCCGUCUUAAUGUUCCAAAGAGUCAAAAAAGAGCUGUGAUAACCCUCUUCCUACUAGGUGGUUUCGUUUGUGUCGCUUCUAUAAUGCGGCUCGUUGCAGUUGUCAUUCAGAAGGAUGACGCUGAUAUAUCCUGGAAUAUUGUUAACCAGAGCAUCUGGGCUACUGUUGAAGCUGAUGUCGCGAUAAUCUCAGUAAUUCGAAAAAGGUUUCUUACCGAACAAUCAACUUCAUCGUAUCAACGUGCGGCCGGAAGUACGCCGCCGAGGCGUAAGCCAUCUUCGUGGGCGACAUUGAUCCUCAGAUCCAAAGUCAACUAUGAGGAGGAUAGCUGGCCAUUCUCAGCUGUACACGGUUCUCUCGAAGGCUCUUCACGCUCUGGGCCCGUACAAGAGCUACAGGGGUCUAGCAUGGCCACAUCAAUCCCAUUGUCGGAUAUUCCAGCUCGGGAGAUUCAGAGCCCGGAUACCAUAAGAAUCGAAAAUACGUGGGAGGUAGAGUACAGCCAAGAGGUUCAGCCUGGGAACCAUACCUGA